Molecule: messenger RNA, 1004 nt
Organism: Prosopis cineraria
Lineage: Eukaryota; Viridiplantae; Streptophyta; Magnoliopsida; Fabales; Fabaceae
Product: homeobox-leucine zipper protein HAT22-like
Exons: 3
Coding region: 52-696 (214 amino acids)
Biological process (GO): regulation of DNA-templated transcription
Molecular function (GO): DNA-binding transcription factor activity, RNA polymerase II-specific; sequence-specific DNA binding
Source: RefSeq, a predicted model, not a curated record
AUAUUCAACCUCCCUCCCUCCCUCCCUCUCUGUUUCUCUCUGUUCUCUGCCAUGGAAGAUGACGUUGGAGCAUGCAACACGGGGCUGUGUCUUGGACUGGGGAUAGGAGGGUAUGUGCCAAAGAAGAAGAAGCAGAUCAGAGAGAGCAAUAAUCAAGUGCCCUUUGAACUUUAUCCCGACGGAGAAACUAUGGAUCGUCAUGAAGAUCUUGGAUUGUUCAGAAUAAAGAGAAUGGAUCAUGAUACCUCCACCAACUGCAGAAAGAAACUGAGGCUCACCAAGGAUCAAUCUGCCUUGCUUGAAGAAAGCUUCAAGCUCCAUGCCACUCUUAACCCUGCUCAGAAACAAUCCCUCGCAGAGCAAUUGAAGUUGAGACCCAGACAGGUCGAAGUUUGGUUCCAGAACAGAAGAGCAAGGACCAAGUUGAAGAAGACGGAGAUAGACUGCGAGUUCUUGAGGAAAUGCUGUGAGAAUCUCAGAGACGAGAACCGAAGGUUGAAGAAAGAGUUGCAGGAGUUACGUCCACAGAAAAUCGGGACGUCGCCGAUGUUCAUUCAACUCUCAAAGACGGCGGCGGCGACGACGACGACGACUUGUUCGUCAUGUCAGAAACCAUUCAAAGCGAAUGACGCAAAUAAUAAUGAUAAUAAGAACAACAACAAUAAAAAGAACAAACUGGAGAGAGAUUGCUGUUAGGGGUAAAUCUGAAUACAUUUAUAUUUAGAUAUAGUGUUCUGGUGAAAUGUUAAGUUACGCGACACUUGGGGAUAUUUGGGAAAUGAAAUGAUAUUUAGUGAAGUUUGAUGUGUGGUUUGACUAAUAUUACAUGAGAAAUAUGGUAGUCAGUGGGAAGGAAGGAAUAAGAUUUUGAAUGGUUGAAACUGAAAGAGGAAAAGAAUUCCUCAAGUGAGUCCACUAAUUAAUUAGAAAGGUUAGAGCAGUGCAUCUUAGCUACACAAUAGGGUAUGGUUUACUUGUAUUUCUCAUCCUUCAAAAUCCAUCCA